Messenger RNA from Dentiscutata heterogama, 987 nucleotides. NCBI's taxonomy places the organism in Eukaryota, Fungi, Glomeromycota, Glomeromycetes, Diversisporales, Gigasporaceae. The record is from the annotation of a GenBank genome assembly.
AUGGAUGAAGAUCAAAAAUUAUGUUGCAUGUCAAUUGGAUUUUUACUUCAAAAGAAAGAUGAUUCUGUUGUUUGGCGUGGUCCAAAAAAAAAUGCAAUGAUUAAGCAAUUUCUGUCGGAUGUUUGUUGGGGUGAAUUGGAUUACCUAAUUAUCGAUACACCACCAGAUGAACAUUUAUCCGUUGUGGAAUACUUGAAAGAUGCUAAUCCUGAAGGUGCUAUCCUUGUGACUACCCCACAGGCGGUUGCAUUAGCAGAUGUGCGUAAAGAAUUAAAUUUUUGCAAGAAAGUGAAUUUACCUAUAUUAGGUGUUAUUGAAAAUAUGAGUGGAUUUAUAUGUCCACAUUGUGAGGAAUGUACGAAUUUGUUCUCAACUGGUGGUGGUGAAACAAUGGCUCAUGAAUUUGGGGUAGAAUUUUUAGGGCGUGUUCCAAUUGAUCCGUCCUUGACUCUCAUAGUAGAAAAUCAAGAUCCUUCACCUGAUAAUGAUUUGAUUAAAAGAUACUCUGCUUCAAAUUUGUUUAAAGUGUUGAAAAUCUUUGUUGGCACAAUGAGCGAUAGAGAAACGAUUGGUAAUAACGGUGCGGAUGACGACUUGUCACUUCCGAAAGCUACCGUCACAAAACUUAUUACAGAAAUGUUACCGCCUGAUAUUAAUUGUGCUAAGGAUACCCGUGAUUUACUAAUAGAUUGUUGUGUCGAAUUUAUUCACUUGAUCGCUUCUGAAGCGAACGAUAUAUGUGAAAAAGACGCUAAAAAAACGAUUGCUGCGGAACAUGUCAUUGAUGCCCUCAAGCAUUUGGGUUUUGAGAAUUAUCUUAGUGAAGUACAAGAAGUCUUAAAGGAACAUAAAAAACUGCAAAAAGAUCGUGAUAAGAAAAGUUCUAGAUUAGAAAAUUCCGGAAUGACUGAAGAAGAAUUAUUGAGGCAACAAGAACUCUUGUUCGCACAAUCACGUCUUAAAUAUCAGGCUCAACAGCAAAAUUAA